This is a messenger RNA of Fusarium verticillioides 7600, 1650 nucleotides long. RefSeq lists its product as hypothetical. NCBI's taxonomy places the organism in Eukaryota, Fungi, Ascomycota, Sordariomycetes, Hypocreales, Nectriaceae. The transcript has 2 exons. The record is from RefSeq and is a predicted model, not a curated record. Gene Ontology annotation, molecular function: hydrolase activity, hydrolyzing O-glycosyl compounds. The coding region runs from base 1 to 1650 and encodes 549 amino acids. Gene Ontology annotation, biological process: carbohydrate metabolic process.
AUGAAAUCCAUCCCUUCAAUCUUGGCGGUUGCCGCCAUACCUUCCCUGGCCUCUGGUCAAUCCUUCCAGUCCACUCCCGUCAUGGGCUGGAACUCAUACAAUCAGGUUUCAUGCAGCCCCAACAACAAGACCAUCGCCGCAGCUAUUGAAGCUCUCUCUAGCCGUGGUUUCGUCGAUGCUGGCUACAAAUUCUUCCAGAUCGACUGCGGUUGGGCCUCUCGCGACACACAGCGUGACCCAACCACGGGUGCGCUGAAGAUUGAUUCCAAUGCCUUUCCAGACGGUCUUAAGCCUUUGAGUGACUUGGCUAGGUCCAAGGGCAUGAAGUGGACCAUGUAUUCCGAUGCUGGUGAGCGUAUGUGUGAUCCCCAGUACCCAUCCCCUGUGCUGGGAUCCUUGGGCCACGAAGCCGUCGACGCCGAGUUCUUCAAAUCGUUAAAUACGGAGUAUUUGAAAUAUGACAACUGCUACGCUGAUAGCACCACCAACAAUGCCCCCAAGGAUCCACGAACUGACUUUAUCACUCGUUUCGGCACAAUGUGGAGCGAGUUGCAGAAGGUCGGAAUUCCUGGAAUGCUCAUUUGCCAAUGGGGUGUUCCAUACUCCUCGUCUAGUGGCCUCGAAGGUCCCGCCGAAUGGACGCAGAGUGUAUCUACCUCUUUCCGCCUUUCAGACGACAUUGGCGAAGGCUGGAGCAAUGUGUACCGCAUCUCCAACCAAGCCAUCCACAUUGCACACAGGAACCUCUCAGGUCCUGGCCACAUUGCCGAUGCUGAUCUUCUCGAGGUUGGUAACUCUGGUAUGACGUUCGACGAACAGGCGACCCAUUUUGCUCUAUGGGCUAUGCUCAAAUCCGCUCUCAUGAUCUCCACGGAUAUCACGGCGCUGUCGGCCCAGACCGUGGCUGUUCUUCAGAACAAGGACUUGAUCUCAAUCAACCAAGACUCAGCCGUCAAGCCCAUCAGCUUAAUGCAGCGAUGGACCAGCGAUCGAGACUUGUGGGCGGGACCGCUUGCUAACGGGGAUGUUGCAGUCUUGUAUGUCGACCAGAGCAACAGUGCUCGAACCCUUAGCCUCCAGCUCUCCGCCCUCGGCUACCAAUCAGCCGAUAUCAAGGAUCUCUGGACGGGCAAAACUACCACUGGAGCUUCGUCCUUCUCGAAGCAGGUCAACGGCCAUGGCUCUGUCGCAUUGCGUCUCUCAAACAUCAAGAAAGCCAGUAGUACAGUCAAUUACAAGUAUACUUCUGUCUCCACCGGGUCGUUAUCAUCAGGGGCACAGACUGCCUCUUGCUCUGGCUGCACUUCCUCGACCAAAGUCGGCAACCUCGGUGGCAGCUCCAACGGCCAGGUUGUCCUCUCGAAUAUCAGCACGUCCAAGACCACUCAAAAUGUUCUAUUUGAUUACAUCAAUGGUGACGUAGGUUUCGGCGGUAGUUCCAACGAGCGUCUGGCUUCUAUCAAGGUCAAUGGCGGUACUGCGAAGACAGUGAGCUUUCCACUGACGGGUUACAACUGGGAUAAGGAUGUGUACAAGGGCUAUGCUGUAGAGCUUUCUGGCUUCAGCACCAGUGGGCCAAACACCAUUACAAUUUCGGGUGUCAAUGGUGGUUGGGCACCUGAUUUCGACAGACUGGCUGUUGUGGCCUAA